Molecule: messenger RNA, 513 nt
Organism: Zymoseptoria tritici IPO323
Lineage: Eukaryota; Fungi; Ascomycota; Dothideomycetes; Mycosphaerellales; Mycosphaerellaceae
Exons: 1
Biological process (GO): vacuolar protein processing
Cellular component (GO): intracellular membrane-bounded organelle
Source: RefSeq, a predicted model, not a curated record
AAGAAAGCCCACAAAACACUAGCGACCAAGAACACGGCAACCCUGAAUCGAACCCAUCUCAUCAGCCUCGGAGUCCAUGGCCUUUCUCUGCUCAUAAGACUACUUCUACUACGGCGGAAAUGGACGCCAUACCUUCUCCUCUCCCUUCCGGCCUUGGUCCUCGAAUUCGUCCUUGAACGCGGCAGCCGUCCAGUCGUCACCGAGAACGGCGAAGUGAAGCGUGUAGGAGACGAUCUCGAGGCCAAGGGUCUGACAGAAUGGAUGUGGGACAUCAUCUACUGGUCGUGGGGGAAUGUGCUGCUGGCGACACUGGCGGGCGACUGGGCGUGGUGGGCAAUGCUGGUUGUGCCGGCUUACAGUGCGUGGCUCGCGUAUGGGACCUAUUCGGGCAUGAGAGGGAUGAUGGGAGGAGGCGCACAGCAGCAGGAGGCAGCAGGCGGCGCGGCAGGGCAGAGCAAGCGACAGGCGAAGAUGGAGAAGCGAGGCGGACAGAGAAUGCAGUACCGUGCAUAG